AUGGAACCAGCACUUUUCGAAAAAUUAUUACAAUUGAUCAGACCAUCGAUUACUAAACAAUCUGUAGUUCGAGAAGUUAUUUCACCUGAAACAAGAUUGCAUAUAACCCUCAGAUACUUGGCAUCAGGAGGUAGUAUGCGAUCAUUAUCGUAUGCCUUCCGUGUUGGACACAAUACCAUCUCUAAAAUAGUGUCAGAGACUUGCGAAGUCAUUUGGGAAUAUUUGAAAGAUACCGUUUUUAUAAAAAAUGAUGAAAACAGUUGGCAAAAUGUAGCCAAUGAUUUUGAACGGCUUUGGAAUUUUCCCAAUUGUAUCGGAGCCAUCGAUGGAAAACACGUAAUCUUACAGGCUCCACCGAAUUCCGAUUCGACAUAUUUUAACUAUAAAGGAAAUCAUAGUAUCAAUCUCCUAGCAAUUAGCGAUGUUAAAUAUCGCUUUAUUAUUGUCGACAUCGGAGGUGAAGGCAGACAAAGUGACGGAGGAGUUUUUCGGAAUAGUCUUAUUGGACAUUAUUUCGAAAGUGCUUCAUUAAAGUUGCCAAAUCCUAAACCAGUUGAGAUUGAUGGACCAGCUCUUCCUUAUACUCAGUCGAGCAAGAAGAGUAGUAGAAAGUGCUUUCGGGAUAUUAGCGGAAAGAUGGAGAAUCUACAGAAAGCCAAUAACAUCAAGUGUUGCUAA
Messenger RNA from Trachymyrmex cornetzi, 678 nucleotides. Its product is annotated as putative nuclease HARBI1. NCBI's taxonomy places the organism in Eukaryota, Metazoa, Arthropoda, Insecta, Hymenoptera, Formicidae. The record is from RefSeq and is a predicted model, not a curated record. The transcript is spliced from 3 exons. Bases 1 to 678 code for a protein of 225 amino acids.